Molecule: messenger RNA, 2575 nt
Organism: Physcomitrium patens
Lineage: Eukaryota; Viridiplantae; Streptophyta; Bryopsida; Funariales; Funariaceae
Product: B3 domain-containing protein Os06g0194400
Molecular function (GO): DNA binding
Source: RefSeq, a predicted model, not a curated record
AUGUUUUUGAAUUGGGCGCCAACGCUGCAGCUGGGAACAAUGUUGGAUAUGUAAUCGAAUAGUUCCCUUGUGCUUUGAAAGUUAGGUGUAGGGAUGGGCUUGGAUACAGAAUUGUAGUGUGAGCUUUGUUGCAGGGCGGGUGGUUGGAGCUUGUAGGAGCGAAAUGGCGGUUGACAAGAAGGCGCCCGCCCUGUCCUAUGAGGAAGAGCGGAAGCAGCGAGUGAUGGAGAACAAGAGAAUAAUGCAGGAGCUCGGCUUGGUGGACUUGUCGAAUGAGUUGAAAAAAUUGAAGAAGGAUUCGGCAAAGAAGCCUGUGAAACGGAAGAUGCUGGUGCAAGAUGUAGCGGGAUUGGAAUCGCGGCGAUCGUCGCGAGUUGCGGCUAAGCCCGCGGUGAGUUAUCGUGACCAGCUGGACCUCUUACCUGGAUUUCGUGCACGGUCGGGGACAGGAGGGGAGAGGCAGGGUUUGCCACGACGGUAUCUGUCUGAUACUGUGCGCUUGGCCACCAUUGAGAUGGCGGAGGAGGCGUUCAAAGCCAUCAAGAAUCCUGGAUUUGUAAAGGCUAUGUUACAUUCCCACGUUUCUAGUUGUUUCUGGCUAGGACUGCCGCAUCAUUUUUGCAAGAAACAUAUGCCGUAUGAAGAUGAGAGGUUUACACUGGAAGAUGAGGAUGGAAAGGAAUGGGAGUGUUUAUAUCUUGCUCGUAAAACAGGUCUGAGCGGCGGUUGGCGUGGCUUUUCUCUCGACCACGAUUUGGUGGACGGAGAUUGCUGCAUUUUUGAGCUUGUUCGUCCACUUCGAUUUAAAAUCUAUUUUUUCAGGUGUAGUGAGCAAGAGGAUAGGGCAGAAGAUGUAGAAGAGAAGAGAUCGGCAGUGAAAGCUGAAAGCAAGAAGGCAAUGACUGAGAAGAAAGCCAGCAAAGCAGUAACCAAGAAGAAACCAGGAUUUUUCGAAGCCAGAAAGUCGAACAAAUCUGCUUCAAAGAAGCUGGAAGUUACGGACGAAGAGGACGAUGAAUAUCAGUCUCCAAAGAGGUCUGUGAAUCAUGAUGAUUCUUACGUGGUAGUCGCUUCUAGGGCUUCCAGCCGCAAGCGUGUCGAACAUGAGGACGAUGUUGGCAAAUGUCUCACUCCACCAAGGAAACAUUACAAAGGAACAAAGUCCAAUCAUCUGAAAGGAAAUCAAGCUGACAACCCAAUUGACCAGGAAAGUGUACAAAAUGAAGUCGACGAAAAAGGUUCAGGGGAAUCCGCUGCUGUGACCAAGACGAAUCAAGCAGGUUUAGGUCUAUCAUCCGGCAGAGUGACCAGAAACUCUUCGAGAAGAUCCUUAGGUACUUCGUAGGCGACAUGAAGUGUGUUGUAUUGACAGUGAGAAGGCAACACUUCAGAUGAACUAGUCACGAAGAUAUUGUCUGUGGCACAAAACUUUUGCUCGGGCAUUUGUGCCGGUAGUCAUCGUAAUUAUCCCUCAAGCAGCAUUGCUUCAUUCUCAAUCUCUACAAUUUUUGAAGAAUUGAAAUCUGGGAAUUUGAGAGUAGACAGAAUCGAUUCAUGUACAGCGGGGGAUUUAAACGACAGAUCAAGUGAAAGAGAUAUGAUGUACAGUUCUUGAUAGUGCAGAUCCAUUACCAUUCAACUUAAACAAAAGAAGAUCGACUGUUGGAAAAUUACGGUAGAAUGACUUGCAUGUGAUCCAGGGAUUUCGAGCUUCACCUUCAUUGGUUUGAAAAGAGCAGGAAGAUGCUCUCACGCCACCAAGUGACGCUAGGUACGUAUUCAGCUUUUUCCCGCUAUCAAAAGCUUGGAAUAACCUUCGAAUUUUUUUUGGAAGGCUUUUCAUUGCAUGGAAUUUACGCACUUCCGUUGAGGAUUUUACGAUUUUGUUUUAUUAGCUCUUCAAUUAUGUAGUGCAUAAUGUGUUAUGCCUUCCCGGCAAAGUGAGCCGUGUCUUCGGAUGGGAGAAUGUUUUAGUUAGAUCCUUUGCUGUUGGAAUGAAGACAAUGACUUUGUAGUUGGACUUUUUUAGUCUCGAAUUCCAAUGGUCAAAUAUUCGCAGAAGUAGGUACACAUACACACAUUGUUAAUUCAUUGUUAAUACAUUGCUAAACUUUGCAUUAGAAAAUGUCUGCUUGGGGUUGUUUGCAUCUCGAACGAUACAAGUGCGAUUUUCAACUGCUAUUUAAUCCUCUGACUUCCUGGGUGGAGUUCAAUGCAUUUGAACGAUUGCAAGUACUACUGCUAAGAACAGCUGGCUCAUUCUAUGAGUUUCUCUAAGGAGAUGUCAUCAUGAUGCAGCAAGUCACAGGAUUGCCCGAUUUAAUUUUGCCUUCGUUGUUGAAGUUGGUGAACAAACCUUAGGUGUCGUCAAAUUUAGUUGAGUUGUAGUUUUUACUUUCAGGAACUUAUAUUUUCUGCGAUGGUGUAGGCUCUAAAACUUUGAGCAAUCUUUUCCUAUAAACUUCAUGGUGGUGAGAAGCUUGUUGUGCGCUCCACUCUUGUUCUCAAAAUCGGUGGAAUAGAACAUUAUCAGAUAUUGCUGUAAGUUUGUAAAAUAAACAAGUUUUCAACGCCA